Messenger RNA from Dicentrarchus labrax (European seabass), 2347 nucleotides. Its product is annotated as E3 ubiquitin-protein ligase TRIM39-like. Gene Ontology annotation, molecular function: zinc ion binding; protein binding. The transcript has 7 exons. Lineage: Eukaryota; Metazoa; Chordata; Actinopteri; Moronidae. Bases 61 to 1749 code for a protein of 562 amino acids. The record is from RefSeq and is a predicted model, not a curated record.
AUGUUCCCACUUUAUAUCCGCUUCAUGUAAACUCACUGCUUCAUUCUGACAAAAAACAAAAUGGCUUCAAAUCUGGAGGCUCCAACCACCAACAGCCCCUCUGUGAGCUGCCAAUCCUUUCUCCCUGUCUGCCUCACUGGAACAGAGGCAGAGGGCCUCGUCUCACCUCCCUGGUCAGUUGACUCUCCAGAGCAGUGUGAGGAACAUGGAGAGAGCCUGUCUACGUUCUGUUUGGAUGACCUGGAGCCUUUAUGUAAAGAGUGUGCAGCUGUGAGCCAUGCAGGACACAGGGUUUACCUUCUGACUGAGGCUGCAACUGACUGCAAGGAGGAGCUCAAAACAUCAGUAAAUGGACUGAAGACUAAGAUGACUCACUUUGAGGAAGUUACACAGACCUGUGAACAUGCAUCCAGACAUAACCAGGCUGAGGCCAAAUUCAUAGAGGAGCAGAUGAAAAAGGAAUUUGAAAGUCUUCACCAGUUUUUGAGAGAGGAGGAAGCAGCCAGGCUACUUGCACUCAGGGAGGAAAAGGAGGAGAAGAAGAGAGAGGGUGAAAAUCAGAUAGACAAAAUGAAUCAGGUGAUAAAGUCUCUGGAAGAGAAGAUCCAACUGGUUGAAGAGGAGCUGGAUGCAGGAGGAGAUGGGGUUAAAUUUUUAGAGUGCUACAAAGACACGAUAAAUAGCAAGGAGCCACAGAAAGUUUGCAGACCUCUAAUAGAUGUGGCCAAACACCUGGGUAACCUACCGUAUGCUGUGUGGGAGAAGAUGAAACACAUCACCCCGUACACUCCAGUUACGCUGGAUCCCAGGACAGCAAGCCAUACUCUGAGGGUGUCUACUGGGUUAAACAGUAUCCAUAUCAUCCCUGGAUCCUCACAGGGGCUUGACCAUAGUCUGGAUGUUGCUGUCCCUGCCCCAGCUAACCCUGAACGUUUCCACCCUUAUUCCUGCAUCCUGGCAAGAGAGGGCUUCGAUUCAGGAGUGCACUGUUGGGAUAUUGAGGUUGGUGACACCGAUAAUUGGACAGUCGGUGUUGCUGCUCAGUCAUUGUCCAGAAGGACAGAGUUUGAGGCCUUUCCAGAGGCAGGACUGUGGUGUAUCAGCCUGCGAGACGGCGAGUACCAAGCUCUGACCACUCCCUCUGAAGCCCUAAAUCUCGAAAACUCACACCGCCUCAGCAGGGUCCAUGUGACGCUGGACUGGGAUGAAGGGACACUGGAAUUCAUGAACGCCGAUACUGAAACACGUCUUUUCACAUUUAGACAUUGCUUUACUGAAAAGGUGUACCCAUACUUUGAGAGUAUAUCGUUGGGUGGGUGCCUCACUGUGUUGGCACAGAGAGUGAAAGUCAGCGUGGAGUCAGAUUUUGUCUCUGUGGAAGAUACUACUCUCACUGAGGAGGAUCAGGUGACGAAAAGCAAUUCUUGCACCGAGGGAGACGUUAACACUGCAAUGACUAACAGCAACAGUAAGAUGUCAGAGUUUAUGCAUCUGACUGAAGACAACAACUCAAUUUGUUCUUUGAGAGAGAAGAAAACCCCACCUCAGAGACGUGCCUCGAAGGAUCAGCUUAUUAAAAGAAAACCCACUGGAACGGAAAAGGCAAAAGACAACAGAUCUGCUGUCAAAAAACAGAGCAGCAAGCCCAGGUUCAGUGUGACCUACCAUGUUUCACUGAACAGAGCCCUGAAAAAAGCCCUAAUCAACACUGAAUCUGGCAAUCACAAACAAAUCCACGAAUCAUGUUGAUCAUCUGGUUAAUAAACCCCCGUGAUAAAUAAGAGUCUUCGGUUAUUAUCAAUUAUACAAGUGUUUCUCUUAAGUCUUCAGUCAUAGUAGCAGCGUGAUUCUAGGGUCAGAAAUGUCUCAACUACUGGACUGAUUGCUGUGUCAUUUGGUACAAACAAAAAGGUCAGGAUGAACUGUAAUCACUUUGCUGAUCCUUCAACUUUUCAUUUAGCAGCAGCAUCAGGUCAAAAUUUUAAUCUGUCCAUUAUUUUGGUUUAUAACCAAAUACCUGCAAUCAGCCUCAGCUGUACUUUGUGUUUAGUGGUAAUUAGCAAAUAUUAGCAUGCUAACACGCUAAACUAAGAUGGUGAAUAUGGUAAACAAUAUACCUGCUUAACAUCAACAUGUGAGCAUGUGUGCAUACUGACGUUCACAUUUAGCUCAAAGCAUCAAGACAGCCACAAUAUAGUGUCCAAGUGCAGUCGCUAGCAUAGCUUAGUCUUGUUUAUAGGAGUUGGAGGAGACUUGAUUGGAUUUUGUUUCUGAGGAGUUUGAUGAAAAUAUAUUUUUGCUGUGUUCUCAUCCGUACAGGCUCUGAUACAUUGACUGAAAUUGUACU